AUGGUGCGCCCGUCCCAGCUGCCAAUGGGCCUUGCCCUGACGUUGCUGGCCGCCGUCAACGUUGCGGCAGUUCCUUCCGUCACUGUGGAUAUGAAGGCAGCGUUCCCGUCGGGCCCUUACCUUCUCGAGUUGCUAGAGACUGCCGCAAGUGAGAACGCAACGUCAUACUUCCCUCUACUCGACCGUAUUGCCAGCGGGCAUUUCGGCGACUCCAAGACCGACAAGGAAGUGUACGACAAGUUCCUUCAACUCCUCCGCGAUGACGGACACAUCAAAACGCCCGAUGCCCUCUCGACAUUCAAGUUGGCUCUUUCCUUGAGAACAGCCGCCCCGCGAGUCGAGGCUCACUAUCAAUACUAUCAAACUGCUGUCGAACCGAAGAUCGAGCCCGAUGCCCAGGACGCAUGCCAAGUGUGGGCUGAAUUGGGAGGAAAGCAAUACUGCACCCCAUCCUUAGACAGCCCGCAGGACACGAAACUGACAGAGGCGAAGGCUCUGCCCUUCGAUCGGACUCUGGGUUCAGGCAAUCCAGCCGUCCUCUACGCGGAUCCGACCUCGUCCGCAUUUGGCGCAUUCCACAGUGCGCUAGCGCAGAAGGCCCGCAACGGCGAGAUCGAAUACAGAGUGCGCUACACCAAGCCGCCGGGUAGCUACAACGAUCCGCUACCUGUCAGUGGUUAUGGCGUGGAGCUGGCAUUGAAGAGGACUGAUUACAUCGUGAUUGACGAUCGCGAGGCUCAUGCGGACGACUCCGAAAAGAAGAUCACCUCAGAGGAGGUCUUGGACGCCGAGGAGGAUGUGGCAGACCUGAAGCCUCUGGCAAAGUCGGAGCUUGAGCAACUCGGCUUGAAGGCAGCUUCGUUCGUCAUGCAGAAUCAGAAGCCCUUCGAUGCUUUGCUCAAGCUCACGCAGGAUUUCCCCAAGUUUUCAGCGUCGAUUGCUGCGCAUAACGUUUCGGACAAGUUUCUCGCCGAGCACCAACAAAACCGUCAACAACUCGUCCCGAGCGGCAUGAAUGUGCUUUGGAUGAACGGCGUUCAGCUCAUUGAACGUCAAAUCGAGGCUUUUACUCUGAUCGACCUUCUCCGCCGCGAACGCAAGCUCAUUGAUGGCGUUCGCGACCUUGGAUUCACCGGUGGCCAGGCCGUGGCCCUUUUGGGCCAUCCUAAGGUUGCCGAGUCCAAGGCAGAAGACGAGCCUCCACGGUUUGACUGGACGGAUGACAUUGAAGAGGGUAAGGUUAUCAUCUUUCUCAAUGAUCUUGAGAAGGAUGAGCAGUAUGAGAACUUCCCUACGGACCUCAUGUCGCUCCUCCAACGCGUCUAUCCUGGCCAGCUUCCUCCCGUCCGCCGAGAUAUCUUCAAUCUCAUCGUCCCCGUCGACUUCUCCAAGGUCGAUGACCUAAGUGUCGUCGCCCAGCUCAAUUCCUUUGUGAAGCGAAAACUUCCCCUCCGAUUCGGUCUGGUCCCCUUGACUCCUACAGAGGAGGCCACCGGCAUCGCCAAGAUCCUCUACUACCUCCUUGACAGCUACGGUAUGGACGCGUUCGUCGACUACUUGGACAUUGCUUUGCAAGAUUCCAAGACCGACAAGGCCGAUGCAACUGUCUUCGAAAAGGCUAUCAAGGAUCGUGAACUGCUGCCUGAAGCCACGGCUGUUACUUUUGACGACGUGUUGCAGUCUGAAGGAGCUCAACAGGUGAUUAAACUCGCUCAGCACUGGGUCAAGAGACUCAACGCCAACACUCCCGUCCCCCCAGUGUUCAUCGAUGGCGUUCCAGUCCCGAGAGAGAACAACUGGCUACAGGCGAUGAGCGUGAAGGCCGCAAAUGAUUUGCAAACGAUUCAGCGCGCUGUCUACAUGGGCAUGAUUGACGACGAGAUGUGGGUUCCGGACUUUUUUAUUGAGAAGGCCGUUAAGAGACGCAACACGUACAUCUACCCCGAGGACGACAAGUCUCUCAAGAUCUUGGAUGUCAACAAGAUUUAUACCGAUCAUGACGAUCUCUUCAGCAAGGUUCCAGUCAUUGAGGCAUACGCCGACUCUACCAAGGAGAAUUGGGCAGUUUUGACGGUUGUUACUGACGUUACCACCGACGCUGGAGCUGAGCUUCUUCUCUCUGCACUGGACUUCCGCCGGAACAACCCUGGCAUUCGCCUCGACAUCCUCCAUAACCCUGAAAGCUCUGCUACGGCUGCUGCAGUGAACACUGCAUUGAAGAACAAUGACAAGCCUAUCAAGGUCGAGACUCCGGCUGACAUCAAGGCGAUUGUCGAGAAAGCUGGUAGCGACACCGAUGCAAUGCACACCGCAGCAUUGAACGAUUUCCUAUCUUUCGCUGCCAUCAAGCCCGGAUCGAAUGUACUCAUUCUGAACGGACGAGUAGUCGGACCCUUCACCGCCGACGAGCCUUUCGAGGCCGACGACUUCCAGUACCUCCUCGACUUCGAACAGAAGGCUCGUAUCCUGCCUGUGUAUGCAGCCGUUGAUGAGCUUGGCUUGAGUGACAAGAUCUCCGGACCUGUCGCAGCGGCCAAGAUCACGUCUGUUACGGCUCUUUCCACCAUGUCUGACCUGCCCGAGGGUAUCUUCGAAUCCGCGCCUUCAAUGCGAGUCAGUGCCUACGACACUUGGAACUCAACCUAUACGGCGAUUGAGAUCGGCGACCCAGAAGCUUCCAGCAUUCAGUUGGUUGGUCUUUUGAAUCCUGCCAGUGAACAGGCUCAGCGAUGGGCCCCGAUUCUGAAGGUCGUUUCCGAACUUGAAGGCGUUUACCUGAAGCUCUUCCUCAACCCAAAAGAUAAGAUUGACGAGCUGCCAGUGAAGAGAUUCUUCCGAUACGUUCUUGAGUCCGAGCCCACCUUUGAUCAGGCUGGCAAGGUGCGAGCUCUCGAGGCCUCUUUCAAGAACUUGCCUUCUGAAGCGCUUCUCAACGCUGGCAUGGAUGUCCCUCCUUCAUGGCUAGUGGCGCCCAAGAUCUCCGUGCACGAUCCUGACAACAUCAAGCUGAGCUCUGUCAAGACAAAUGUUUACGCUUCUUACGAGCUGGAGAGUAUUCUCAUUGAAGGCCAUUCUCGUGAGGGUGGAGCCACGCAACCCCCACGCGGUGCGCAGCUUGUGCUGGGCACUGAGAAAGAACCUCAUUUCGCCGACACUAUUGUCAUGGCGAACCUUGGCUACUUCCAGUUCAAGGCCAAUCCAGGCUUCUACAACAUUCAACUUAAGCAAGGAAAAAGCUCUGAAAUCUACACCAUCGAUUCCAUCGGCGCCAAGGGAUGGACACCUGUGCCAGGCGACGAAGGCACUGAGGUGGUGUUGAUGGACUUCCAGGGGACAACUCUUUACCCGCGCUUGUCGCGUAAGCCAGGCCAAGAGGAGGCCGACGUCCUCGCUGAGUCACCCGAAGACAACAGCAUUGUCGGUCGCGGCCUUAAGUUCGCCGAGGGCAUCCUCGGCAAGAAGACCAAGUCUGUCUCAGACGAGGAACACGCCGAAAUCAACAUCUUCUCCGUCGCCAGUGGCCAUCUCUACGAGCGCAUGCUCAACAUUAUGAUGGUCAGCGUCAUGAAGAACACGAAGCACACCGUCAAGUUCUGGUUCAUCGAGCAAUUCCUCUCCCCGUCCUUCAAGGACUUCAUUCCCCACAUGGCCAAGGAGUAUGGCUUCAAGUAUGAGAUGGUGACCUUCAAGUGGCCGCACUGGCUCCGCCAACAGAAGGAGAAACAGCGCGAAAUCUGGGGCUACAAAAUCCUCUUCCUCGACGUCCUCUUCCCCCUCUCUCUCGACAAGGUCAUCUUCGUCGACGCCGACCAGAUCGUCCGCACAGACAUGAUCAACCUCGUCAACCACGACCUUGAGGGCAAGCCCUACGGCUUCACGCCCAUGUGCGACUCCCGCACCGAGAUGGAGGGCUUCCGAUUCUGGAAGCAGGGCUACUGGGCUAACUACCUCCGUGGCCAACCCUACCACAUUUCGGCCCUCUACGUCGUCGACCUCCGUCGCUUCCGCGAGCUCGCCGCCGGGGACCGACUGCGCCAGACCUACCACUCGCUCAGCGCCGACCCCAACUCCCUGGCCAACCUGGACCAAGACCUGCCGAACCACAUGCAGUUCCAGAUUCCCAUCCACAGCCUACCCCAGGAGUGGUUGUGGUGCGAGACUUGGUGUUCGGACGAGAGCCAGCGCGAGGCCAAGACGAUUGAUUUGUGCAACAACCCGCAGACCAAGGAGCCCAAGCUCGACCGCGCGCGCCGCCAGGUUCCGGAGUGGACUGUGUACGAUGACGAGAUUGCCGUGCUCGACCGCAAGCGUAAGGGUCUGCCGGCCGAAGCGCCCAAGAAGGAAGAUAUCAAGAGCGAGGGCGAGAAGACGGUCGAGGAGAAGAACACGAAGAGUCGGAACUGGGAGGAGCCGCCUGCCGAAAAGACGCACGUAAUAGACGAGCUGUAG
Colletotrichum karsti is the source of this 4449-nucleotide messenger RNA. Its product is annotated as udp-glucose: glycoprotein glucosyltransferase. Gene Ontology annotation, molecular function: UDP-glucose:glycoprotein glucosyltransferase activity. Lineage: Eukaryota; Fungi; Ascomycota; Sordariomycetes; Glomerellales; Glomerellaceae. The transcript is spliced from 3 exons. The coding region runs from base 1 to 4449 and encodes 1482 amino acids. Gene Ontology annotation, cellular component: endoplasmic reticulum. The record is from RefSeq and is a predicted model, not a curated record.